This is a messenger RNA of Cydia fagiglandana, 2624 nucleotides long. RefSeq lists its product as uncharacterized. NCBI's taxonomy places the organism in Eukaryota, Metazoa, Arthropoda, Insecta, Lepidoptera, Tortricidae. The coding region runs from base 66 to 2051 and encodes 661 amino acids. The transcript has 2 exons. The record is from RefSeq and is a predicted model, not a curated record.
CAUUCGAUACUCAGUACAUGAGAUUUUACUUAUAGUUGUGUUUUUUUGUUUUAGGUUCUUCUGGAAUGCGGAUAUUAUCUAGAAAUGAUUUAUUUGCUAUAAUUGAACGCUCAGAUAGCUCAACUUUUAACGAAAAGUUGCAAUUUAUGGAGCACGAACUACUGAAUCAAUAUACAGAAAAUGACCACAAUAUUCCUGACAUAAAGCAUAAACUGUCUCAAAUCAAGCAUCAAUUUAAACAAAAAUGGUCAGCUGCUCGCAAUACAAAAGCCAGAUUCCUAGAUAACAACGUCGAGUGGCUCAAAGGAUGCAUAUCUCUACCGAAAGCAGGAAUAAGUCCUGGUCGACCUCAAAAAACUUUCUUAGAGUUGAGCGAAAGAAGCAAAAGACGUAAAACAGAAGAACUUAGAUCGUUAAACACAGAUGAAUUAACAUUUGCAACACAGAUGAAAUUACGGGAGACAGGCAAAUUAGAAGCGUCAAAAGUCGUAAAAGACUUAACAAAAAGCCCUAGAAGAGCAAAGAAAUAUAUAACGGCGCUGAAAAAAAAUACUGUUACUUGUGAAGACGAUCAGGAGAAAUUAAACAACCUAACACAUUUACGUGCCUUGUUUAUGUACACGGAAGCGGGAUUAACACAGGCCCAAUAUGAAAUAGUCCGAGAAACCAAUCCAAGCUAUUAUCCAUGCUAUUCUAUAUUACAAAAGUGUAAGAAAGAAUGCUAUCCUGAAAUUCAUCGUGUCACUGAAACAUGCGGUGAAGUAAGGGUUCAAAACCUAAUGGAUCACACGGCACAACGACUGAUUUUAUAUCUUGGUGACGCAAUGGAACAAUUAAGUGAAAUUGAUAAACAGUCGCUAGUAUUAAUAAGCAAAUGGGGCUGCGAUGGGUCUCAACAGAUGCAAUACAAAAUGAAAUUCGAAAAUGAAGCCGAUUCUGACGCUAACAUAUUUCAAAGUUCAAUGGUACCGCUUCAGUUGGUUUAUGGGCCAGGACGAAAAAUUCUGUGGCAAAACCCUACGCCAUCUUCGCCACGUUAUUGUCGGCCAAUAAGAAUAAGGUUCGCAAAAGAGUCGACAGAUGUGACAAACGAAGAAAUUGAGUAUAUAAAGUCUCAAAUAAAAGAGCUCACUGAAAGCGAAGUUAAUGGUUUUUCCAUUAAACAUAAGCUGCUUUUCACCAUGGUCGAUGGGAAAGUGUGUAAUGCAGCUACAAAUACCAGAUCGACGAUGAAAUGCUACAUAUGCGGCCUCUCUUCAACUCAAUUCAAUGAUUUGGAUAAGGUGAUGCCAAACAAAGAAGGAACUUUGGAAUUCGGGUUAUCUUUGUUGCAUGCUCGCAUAAGAUUUUUUGAGAGCAUUUUACAUGUGGCCUAUAGAUUGCCCGUAAAAAAAUGGAGGAAACGCUUGACUGCCGAGGAAAAGCAGCUAAUAGAAAAUAGAAAAAAAGAAAUCCAAAACAAAUUCCGGGAGCAGCUCGGUCUGUUGGUGGAUAUACCAAAAGCCAACUUCGGCAAUACAAAUGACGGCAACACGAGUAGACGCUUCUUUGAGAACUUUGAAGUAUCGGCAGAAAUUACUGGGAUAGAUUUAAAUUUAAUUUACCGAUUAAAAGUGAUUUUGGACACAAUGUGCAGUGGUUUUAGAAUAAAUGUGGAAGCGUUUGAGAUGUAUUGCCAAAAAACGGCUGAGUUAUACGUGAACUUGUAUGAGUUCUACCCAAUGACUCCGACCUUACACAAAGUGCUACGUCAUGGGUCCCAGGUGGUAGCGGAAGCCAUUCUUCCCAUUGGACACUUUCCGAAGAAGCGCGAAGCGGCAGAAGCCCGCAACAAACAUAUAAGGAUGUUCCGACUGAACUAUACACGGAAGUUUUCCCGGGUAGCCUGCAACGUAGAUGUUUUGAACAGACUGCUAUUAACAUCUGAUCCUGUCCUGACAGGCAUGAGAACCAGGAAAAAUAAAAAUAAACAUCCACUUUCUGCUGAUGUCCUGAAUUUAUUGUUAGAAAGUGACAUUGCCAAUGUAAGCUUUGAAGAAAAUGACCAAUAAAAGUUGAAAUAUAAUACUUAAUGUCUUUUUUUUACCUUCUUAACUCUAAAACCUAAAUAACAAAUGGUUAGGAGGCCAUUGGGACAAAAAAAUAUUUUUGGCCAACUUUUAGGGUCAAAUACCAGUCUGUGCGUUCGUUUCUGUGUGGGGUCGCAAUUCUAACCUAACCGAAACCUAAAAUUGUUACAACAGAAAAAUGUAUUAAAGUAAUACGUCGAACAAAUGAAUUGCAAUGUUUAGUAGUUGUGCCAAUUAAAAUAAUUUGAAACGAAUCAGCGAUCAAAUAAUAUUCGAUGAAUAGUAUUUCUACGCAGUAAGAAAAAUUUAAAUAAAUAGUAUAUGAAACAAAAUAACGCCAAACAAUAUUACUAGUACUAACGUUUCGAUGAAUCGUUGUCGAUGAAAUAAUAUUCGAUGAAAAGUUUGUCGGCAAAACAAGGGUACACCAAUAGAUGUAGCUCGAAAAGCGGCCAAGUUAAAGUGGGACUGGGCUGGUCAUGUCUGCCGCAUGCCGAUUAUGCCGAAUGACUUAUGGGCCAAGAUAACCACGGAAUGGGUGCCCCAUGAGUCGAA